Molecule: messenger RNA, 1005 nt
Organism: Fusarium coffeatum
Lineage: Eukaryota; Fungi; Ascomycota; Sordariomycetes; Hypocreales; Nectriaceae
Exons: 1
Coding region: 1-1005 (334 amino acids)
Biological process (GO): fungal-type cell wall organization
Cellular component (GO): fungal-type cell wall
Molecular function (GO): structural constituent of cell wall
Source: RefSeq, a predicted model, not a curated record
AUGGGUUUCGUCAAGACUGCCGCUCUCGCUAGCGCCCUCCUCGGUGCCGCCAACGCCUCUCCUCACUAUGCUCCUCCUUCCAACGAGACCAUCCACUACACCACCGAGGUCGUCACUCACCUGACCACCUACUGCCCUGCGGCCACCACCCUGACCUACGGCGACAAGACCUACACUGUCACCAAGGCCACCACCCUCACCAUCGAGGACUGCUCUUGCACCAUCACCAAGCCCGUCGCCACCGCUACUGGUUAUGCUCCUCCCAAGCCUACCCACACCGGCGACUGCGCUGAGAUGUGCUCUGACAAGUUCGAUGCUUGCCGCGUUGCCCCCGAUGCCAACAUGGCCGAGUGCGCCGCCAAGUACGCUGAGUGCCUUGGCUUCAACCCUUGGGAGAGCGGCAAGUUCGUCGAGCCUACUGCUUGCCACGAGGGUGCCAAGCCCACCAAGCCCGUCAAGCCCGUCUACACCACUGAGGUUGUCACCAAGCUGACCACCUACUGCCCUGAGAAGACCACUCUUACCUACGGCAACCAGACCAUCCCCGUCACCAAGCCCGGUACCGUCACUGUCACUGGUAUCCACCACACCACCACCUCUUGCGUUCCCCCCACCGGUUACGCUCCUCCCACCACUCCUUCCACCCCCGCUGAGGCUAAGGACUGCGCUGAGAUGUGCACUGACAAGUACGACUCUUGCCGCUCUGCUUCCGGCUCCAACAAGGCUACCUGCGCUGCUGAGUACUCCGAGUGCCUCGGAUACGCUCCCUUCGACAGCAACGGUUCUCUCGUCAAGCCCACUGCCUGCCACGGUCCUUCUGCUCCUCCUGCUGGCCCUACCGGUACCUCCCCCAAGCCUUCCGGUGCUCAGCCCCCUGCUCCCGUUGUCCCCUCCGGUACCGGCGCUGGUGCUCCUCCUGCCACUCCCACUGCCGUCACUGCUGGUGCCGCCCAGGUCGUCCCUGCCGGUAUCAUGGCCGUUGUCGGUGCUUUUGCCCUUCUCUAA